GCCUUUGCCUCCAUAAAAUAUGGCGACGAUGUUCGGUUGUCGGAUAACGGAAGGUUACCGUGUGUUCACAACUUGCCAGCGCCAUAUACCUCAACAAGUAAAGUUCAUCUGUGUAAAACAAGUUGGAAGCAUUUACCGUUGCUUGGAUAGUAAUCAAACUACAAACUUUUCUACAUCUUCUGCGAAUUCAACAAGGGGAGAUUCACGGGUUCAAAAAUUUCGUAAAGUUGUCGACACUUUUGUUGCUGGAAGUAAACAGUUAGGCAAGGAUGUGAAGCUCAUGUUUGAUAUACAGAAGAAGUUGAAAAAUAGUAAUUACAAUUGGGAUGGUCUGAAAACAGAGGAAAUUAUCCAUUUACAUCAGGUAAUCAAAGAAAUAACUUCAACAGAUUUCUGGUCUUUGAAGGACAAAGUGAUGCGUGCUGGAAAACAUAAUUAAAGGCCGCGGAUCAAUCUUCAGAAAAUAUUUACCACUUUAAAGAAAUGCUCUGUAAAAUUUGAGUGCCUUAUUUAUGAGGUGCCUCUGAUACCGAAAAAAGACAGACUCUUAGAACAUUCAAACCACAGGGCGUCCAAGCACAAUUUUAGCAUACAAUGGGCACUUUAAACACAACGAUAUAUGUAAGGUGUUCUGUACAACGUUUAGUUCAAAGAUUAUGAAGGUUUGUAUGGGAUCACAACCCAAGUAAGUUACCAUCUUAAUAUUGUAGCUUGAGAAAACAGUUGACUUUUCGUGACACCACCACUGAUUUCCCGGUGAAAUGUUGUCUGAGAUAAACAAGUCACAAGAAUUCCAUACUCAAAACACAUAACUACCAAGAUCUGGGUAGUGCUUUUGAUUGGCUGAAAAUUUGCUCAAUCAAUGGAAGCACUACCCAGAUCUGGGUAGUGAUGCUUCAUCAGUUCGUCUUCCUUGUCAUUUAACUGCUUUUUUGCCCAAAUUCUGCUGAUCUCAGCACUUUAUUGUCCCUUGAACAGGGAAUUCUUCUUUGAAAAUUAAAAUCUGUUGUUAUCCCAUACAAACCCAGCCUCCUUUGCAGCUUCAUACUCUUCAAACCCACCAGUGAAACACAACACCUCAUGUAUGUUAUGUCGUCCAUAGUAUGCUAAAUAGGCUUGGUCUGCCUGUGCUCAGACACACCACUCCUGUAACACUUUUCACUUAGUUAUGCACUAAUCAGUGGAAAGCCCUGCACCCCCAUACCCGGGAAAUGCGGGGCAGUAGCAGGAGAUUUCAGCGGUUUUAGACUGUCACUUUCCCACGCUAUGUGGGGUUUUCGACAGUAUAAGACGCAAGUAUCAGCUAGUGGGGACUAAUAGCGGGGCUUAGACCAGUCUGGAAUAUCCCUAAAUUUAAGGACAGGGCCAACUGGUCACGCGACACUUUUCAACCAAUGAGAAGGCGCGCUUGUGUUUAUCAACAAACAAAUCAAAACAUCGCCCCAGUGAUCAAAAAUUUUCAAAACAACGGACGGAGUCGGACAGAAUUAAAGAUGAGCUUACAGUACUCGUCUAGGUUUCACAUUUAGUAUUUCAAAGAAAACAUUUUUUGUAAGAGAAUAAGAGCAUUAAUCAUUGCAAGGAAUCAUUGGGGUGAUCGAACUGAUUCCGGACCGAUCGCAGAGGUUGUGGCUUCACUGUCAUGGCUUGCAAGAUUUUUGAUAAAAGCAAACUGGUCCCGUGUAAAAAAUAGCCUUAAAAGAGAGUGUGAAAAUUUGUUGAGAUCAUACAAAACAGGAUUGGUACUACCCAUUAACUUCUACAGGACAAGAAUCAAAGAACCAGUCAUCAUAACAAGAAUAGAAAGUAGUAUAAUUUUUUUAAUUUUUCUUGUUUGUUUUUUUGUGUUGUUUCGCGUUGACUUCACGCCUCUGGUGCUUUCUUUGCCUGCUGUAGUACCUGCAAUGUUUUAAUUUUAUCCCAGAUAAUCAGUGCAUGUUCAAUGAGUAGCGAAACACAUCAUUCAUAAUUGAGAUUUGCCAUGUUUCUUUGAUUGUUUUUAACGGUGGAUGAACAUUUGGAGAAUCCAACAACAUUAAAUCUUUCCAGAUUAGUGAAUUUCAGAAACAAAGCGGUUAGUAUCUACCUUGCGCUUAUGAUCUUUAAUUUCAUCCCUGCAAAUUCGGCAAAGUGAGGCGAGAUGUUGGACGUGAAUAUCCAUAAGACUAAUAAAGUUGUUUUGGCCUUGACAAGAAAAAAGGCAAAGGCUCGUACUAAUGCGAAAAAAAGUAAUAACACGGCUCUGUGAGAAACACGGGAGUGGAAAACGUGCGUGUUUUUGGACCUCGGAAUUCAAAAGUUGUCUACCAAAAUUCUAGGUUGUCUACCAUCCCCACAUUCAACAUGACAAAAGUUAAUCGAUAUGACAAUCGAGGAAAAAAUAUGUAGAACUUCGUAAAAAAUCUGUGAAUCGAAAAAAUAAUAGAUCCUUGUUCACCUACCUUGAAAACCGACCCAAAACUCGCCUAUACAUCGCGUUGUUUAAAAGAUAAAAGAAGAAAUAAGCCACAAAAUGUGCUGAAUAUUUCACGAGACACUUCCAAUAUGGCUUCCGAUACGCUGUCCACUUAAAAAAAUUGUGUAUGUCUCAUGAAAAGUCUUAAAAAUAUGCCUGAGAGCCCCGAAACGAUGACUAAUUCUGUCCGACUCCGUCCGUUGUUUUGAAAAUUUUUGAUCACUGGGGCGAUGUUUUGAUUUGUUUGUUGAUAAACACAAGCGCGCCUUCUCACUGGUUGAAAAGUGUCGCGUGACCAGUUGGCCCUGUCCUUAAAUUUAGGGAUAUUCCGGACUGUAGACAGGGAUUUGUCCUUCAGACUAUCUUGAAUAGGUAUGGCAUGGGCCCAGGGGUAGGGGAACAGAAGCAUAUAAACAUUGCUUCUUAUGGGAAAUAACUGAAAUAUUGUUCUGGGUAGGCAUAUAAGCUGGAGGUCCCAUGCAACCAUAAUCACUUGGAGAGAUUAUGAAGUUUGGAAUUCCAAAUAGGGGUGACGAAUGGUCUUUGCGAGCAUUCAUGAGCAUGCCGAGCACUGCGAUUUUUCUGCAAGCAUGAGCAGAAAUAAAAAAUUUGCUUUGCGAGCUUGCGAGCAACGCAAAAAUUGGAGGAGCACGAGCAAGCGAGCACUCGUUUACAUUUUGCGAGCAAAUCGAGCAAAGGUACAAUUUUGCGAGCAGUUAAAAUUUUAAUGGACCAUUCACCACCCCUCCAAAUCUGUAACUUAAGGUAGUUUUUUGUUCAACUUUACACUUUUGGCUGUGUGAGAGAUGGAGAGCAUUGUUCACCUUACUAUUUGUAAAAGUUUAAUUCUUUAUUUCUUGAAAUAAAUUGAUUUUGGUCAACAUUGUACUAUUAUUGACACACAGAAUUGCCCCCAUAGUGGGGAAUUUGCUUCAUUUAGAAGGUAUGUAUGGUCUAAUGCCCUGUUUUUCCCCGGGUAUGGGGGUGCGGGGCUUUUCACUGAUUAGUCCAUUAUUUACAGCAAUAUUUUUUCCUCACACAUUAUUUCAUUACACUGUAAUGUUAGCCUUUUUAACAAGUACAUUAUUUACACAUGAAAUUAUAAGUUAAUGGUGACAAACUAUUGCCCAAACAUCAUGUAUUUAUAGCUUAUUUUCAUUGUUUAGUGCUUGGUGAAAUCUUUCAACAUAAGAAAUUUAGAACUGGAAUUUCUUUCAAGUUGGGGACGGGAUGAUUUUAAAACUUUUUGUAAUGAACUCUGACUUACUAAUAUUGCCCUCUGUUCUUUUUUAGACAAGGAAAGACCUUCUUAAGAGUUUGCCAGUUGUGGUAGCUUUCUUUAUUCCAUUCUUGGGCUAUGCUGUUCCCCUUGUAGCGUAAGUGCUCUUUUUUCAUGGUAAUUGCAAUGACCAUACCGGUAAAUACCUGAUUGGGUAAUAAAUGCAAACCCAAGACUUCAUCUACAUUUACAAUGCUAAUGAAAUCACCAGUCAUCAAUUUCGUUGGUGCCGGAUUGCACUAGAAUCUUUUUCUUAAUCAAGACUGUCAUCCACCACUGCUCAUUAUUAAAUUGUGUAUAUUCAAGUCAUAGAUUCUUUGUGUCUAUUAAUUUUCCAGCUUCCUGUAUCCCAAGCAGCUGCUAUCCCGUCAUUACUGGCAGCCACACCAAUGGGAAAAGUUUGCUUUGCAGGAUGUCAGAAGACGAACAAGAUAUUAUCUUCCUGUUGUCAGAGAAGUUGGAAGGUUAGCCUUGAGUCACAAAGCAAACAUUAACUGCCAAUCAACAGAUCUAAUGUCUACUUCAGUUAAGGUACAUAAUGUUUUUAAUUAUCUUUUAGCUGUGAUACAUCAACAUCAUGUUGAGGCUUGGGUGCAGGUGACUAAGUUCCAUGAUUUCGAAUGGUUGCAGAUCAUCUAUGUAGAUGCAGUUAAAAAUGUUAGCGUACAUGUCUUACUGCUGCGUGAGAUGCUGAUAGUGACACACUGUUUUCCCCACUCCCUUGUUGAAAACUUAACCUUAAAUUUACCAACUUCAUUAUUCACGCUGUCAUCCAUUUUCAGCAUCAUCAAAGCACUUAAAGUUUUGGCACCAGUUGUUCAAACCUUAUUAGAGAAAAUAUGGGCUCAAAUUUCACUUCAUGUGGGACAAAUUAUUUGUCUCACCUCUGGUGAGUGCUGUUACCUGCCACAUCACUGGUUUUAGCAACUUAAUGACAGUACACAUUUAGUGCUGAAAGUAACUUAAUAUUUAUUAAAAUUAAUCUGUACUUGAUAUUUCUUUCAGGUUGUGAACAAGCAGCAUCCUUCAAAUGAAGAGCUUCUAAGUGCAGUGGAAUUUUUUAAGGGAGAACUUCUCAGCUUUGAUCACCUACCUCGCUACCAUCUGGUGAGGGCAUUAGCUAACAGUAAAUCAUAACAAGCAAAAAAUAUAAUGGCACUGAGAAUUUUCUUUUUGUUUUUAUCCAGAAAAAACUUAGUCAGGUCUGGCUUAUUAGCCCAUGGCUUCCAAAGAGGUUUAUGCGAGCUCGAUUGAAGAAACUUUUACAAGCAAUACAAAAAGAAGAUGCUGCUAUAAAGAGAGAAGGACUGGAGAGUCUUAAUGAACAACAACUGAAAGAUGUGAGUUAUUUUUACUAUGCUUCCUUGUUUAUAUAGAGGAUAUUACACGGUGGCGGGAAGAUAUGAAUUUUAUUUUUGAGUGGCAAAACAAUAUUUUACGAACGAGCGCAGCGAGUGAGUAAAAUAUUGUUUUUGCCACGAGAAAAUAAAAUUCAUAUCUUCAAGCCGCCGUGUAGUGUUCUUUUUAUUAUAUCAACAAAAAGACAUCGAUAAAAUAAUAGAGGGAAAUUACCGAAAUUACGUCAUCGAUAAACUCACGUGUGAGAUUAUGGAAAAUAAGCCACUCGGGUCCCAGAUGUAGUUUUUAUGAAUUUUACGAGUGGUAUAUUUUCCAGUAAAACACUUGUGUCUGUAUAAUAAAAUAUAUGUAACAGUCUCACAUCUUGGUGUAGCACUUUCAUUAGAUAAGUUUAUCAUACUCUAUUUUUAUUGUUUAAGUAUCGCAAAAAAACAGCCAAAUUUAUUGAAAGCAAAUAGUACUCAUUAAAGUUUCAUUAUUGAAUUAACCUCGUUCCUUUUCUGUCAGGUAUGUCACUCAAGAGGCCUGGACACCAGUGAUGUUGACCCAGAGGCCCUGGUAAUGUGGUUAGCUGACUGGGUGGAGCUAUCAAAUGCUGCAGGAGGUGAACUAUGAAUCUGUUAAAUCAUUUGACAAUAAUUCUAUUACUUUAUGCCUAAAAGAGUGCAAUUAGUGAACUACAAGCAGAUGACUUUAUAAUCAAGUCUUUUUAUGCAUGGUCUAAUGACUUGUGUUCCCUAGAAACUAAGUGAGUCAGAACUCCGAAACUACAGUAUAAACAAGCUGUUUCACAGUGAAUGAUAUUAAAGUAGCUAAAUGUAUUAUCUUUUUAAUUAGUAAGUAUAUGUGCGUUAAGCAUAGAAAGGCUUGAACUAAGUUCACGUUACUUAAGAGCCUCCAGGUAAAGUUUCUUAGUGAUAAAACUUUUCACAGUUGUGGGCUUAGCUUCUGAGUGCAUGUGAGGCUUAAACCUUGCAAAGGCAUUUCCUUUGUUAUGUAAAUUAUGCUAAGAACAACAUGAUUUACAUAACAACGCAGAAACAGUCAUUUCUAAACAAGGCCACUUCAGCCAGAUUUUCCUCCUGUGUCUUUAAAUGGGCUGCUCCCGUGUAGUUGUUCUUUGUUCGAUCAUCCACUAGCAUUUAAACAUCUUUAUCGUGGCCUGUAGUUAUUUCAAAUAAAUUCUUGUAGUUUGAAGACCAUUGUUAUUAAUAUUAUUAGUUGUAGUUUUCAAGAAAUCAAUAAUACUAGUAAGCUGCCAGGUUAGCUUCACUCUAACCAUUUUUUUCCUUUUUGUUUACACACAGACAUGGAUGAAUCCUUUUUGGCUCACUGUGCCAUUUUUAAGGCCAUAAAUUAUAAUGGUGACAAAGAUGUCCUCAUCAGUCAAAGAAGUUGAUUAAUUCAGCAAGAGUAAUCCAAGCAUUGAAGAAAAAUCAGUUCCGCUGCUCAUAGAAAUUCCAAAAACCAUAUUAUUUUGUACACAAACAAAACUUAUCAUUAUUUUAUAUUAGAUGGUUUAGCCAGCUGUAGAAAAAGCAAUAACUGAGAAAUAAGUCAAAAGGUGGAAUAUAAUAAUUUUAUCAUAUAUGUAGAUAAGUCUGUGAGAUUUGCCCCUGAUUUUCUUACCUUUCUUGUUAAAAACGGCACAUAUGAACUGAAGCACUAAAUCUUUUCAUUGAAAAACAAAAAUAAUCACAAAAACAAAAUAGUUAUACAGUCAACUCCCUUAAUUUCAUUGCUACCUCUAUAUAAUGGAGAACUUUUCUACACACCUAUAGUUGUUGCAGCAUAAACCAUCAUUAAGCCUGUCUAUAGUAAGACAAUCAGAGCAAUAACAAGGCAGCUGUGUUUGACAAAUGCAACAUGUAUUCUCUUAGUAGAGAUAAAUGCUAUUUUGAAAAGCAAGUGUCAAGAAAGAUAGCAGACCUGAGGUUGAUUUCAUUCCAUUCCCAGUGGUGUCUGUCUUGGCGAGAGUUAAGCUUACUUUUAAAUAAAUUAUUAUUCUAAGGAAAUGAUUAUCGUGUUCAGGUACUACUUUAAAUGGAAAUUCUAUAUUUUGCUGCCUAAAAAUGAAAUUAAUAUUAAUUACAUUAUUAUUUUAAAUACUACUUAUUUCAAGCUUUCCUCUUUACUUUCCAUAUUCUUUCCAGCUGAGUUUUUUUAGUUACACCUCGUUAUUACUAUAUAUAACAGAGUUUUACUCCUACUAAGCUCAGCAGAAAGAGUAUCAUUAUUCCUGUUCCUAAACUGCUUCAUAUCCAGGUUUCUUUUUACAGUAGUACCAAACCAUUCCAACAACAAUCAGCACAAGAACUACCACACCUGCAGCAACAAUCAAUAUUAUCUCCCAGGUUUUGAGGGAGCCUGAAGGUGGCGAUUUGUUUUCUAAAAAUAGCAAAGGAAAAAAAAAUUAACUACAAAAAAUCCCUAAGUUCGUAUCAAGGAUGGUGGAACAUUUACAUUUUUCCACAUGGGGAGGGGGAGGCUGACAAGUGACUUAAAUGCUGAGAGACUCUUCUGCAAGGAAAGCGUACCCCAGCUCUGCCAUCCCUGUGUUUUGAGAGACUCUUACCAUUGUUUGUUACUAACAUUAAGUCCUGAUCAGUUCUGGGUGCCCAGAUUUGCGACAGGAAAUGUUAAAAUACCAGUCAAAUACCACCUAUGUUACACUAUAAGCACACUAUGUGCUUGAUGUCCCAGUUUAAUGCUAAAAUGUUGCUGGUCAUGAUGGACUGAUGCAAAAGAAAAAAGAUUAAAUGUGAUCAACAGACCUGUUGGCUUGGUAGGAAUUGCUGAAGAUAAAUUAAACCAGAAAAAAACAAUGUUAGAAUGUUUCAGGGUUAACCUGGGAAUCAACUGCUGAAACAAGUCACAGACUUAACUGUGAUAUUUUAAAAGAAAAUGUUAUACAAUUUAGCUAAAAGAUUAAAUGUGAU
This is a messenger RNA of Porites evermanni, 8032 nucleotides long. The record is from the annotation of a GenBank genome assembly. Lineage: Eukaryota; Metazoa; Cnidaria; Anthozoa; Scleractinia; Poritidae.